AUGUCAGCUACAGCACCGUUGCUGGAUCAAGACGAGGAUCACAGACCCAGCGAUGUUGAGCGAUUGGCUCCUCCGCGGCCUCCGUUGCGGCGGUUUCACACUGAUCCGGCGAAGAGGGAUGUGAAUCGGAGCAAGGUGGUGAUUGUGAGUGUUGCGCUCGUGUUGGUGCUGGUCACCUUUACUGUGCAAACUGAGCUUGCUGCUUAUAUCCAAGCGGAUCUUGGCUGGUCCAAGCCGUUCAUGAUGAUGUACGUUACGCAUUCAUCCUGGAUACUCCUCUUCCCUCUACAACUCCUCCACGUCCGCCUACGACAACCUUCGGUCCGCUUUCGGGUGCUGUACCGAGCGCACGUCCACUCAUUGAUCACCACUGCGCAGUCGAUCCAUGAUCGAUACGUUGCGUCGACGCAAAGCCUAGCAUACAACGCGACGAUAGUGACCUUAUGGUUGGCUCUAUCGCUGAAUGUUGCCGCGUCGACGUGGUAUGUCGCGGUAAAUCUUACAACACCAAGCGACCUGAGCGCUAUCUAUAACGCCUCAGCAUUUUUCGCAUAUGCCUGGAGUGUCAUCCUUCUCGGAGAAGCAGUCCGAUGGGAUAAAGUCGGUGCAGUCAUCUUGAGUGUUGUCGGCGUCGUGAUCGUCGCGUAUGGCGGAGUGCAAGAUCAUACACCCGGGCACGAGGUUGAGGCGAGUAACAGGCUUAUUGGGAAUGUUAUCAUUGCGAUUGGGAGUGUAGGAUAUGGGCUAUAUGAAGUCCUGUAUAAGCGAAUGGCAUGCCCGCCGGCGGAUAUGGAACCUACGCCCCGUGAUUCUAUCUACUUUUCGAACGCCGUAGCCGCAAGUAUCGGACUGGCGACUCUUCUCACUCUCUGGAUUACUCUCCCGUUCUUCCACUACUUGGGAGUAGAGAUCUUCGAAUGGCCUUCGAAGCAGGUAUGGGUGUGUCUUGUGAUCUCAAUGGUGGCGAACUUUGUGUUCACAGCAGCGUUCUUGACGAUGGUCAGUCUGACAAACCCAGUGUUGAGCUCUGUCGCUGCAUUACUGUCUAUCUUCGUUAUCGCACUGACGGAUAUGGUUAUUACGGGAAAGCCACUGACCCGGAAUGCUUUGCUCGGUGGCUUCCUGAUCAUCGUUGCUUUCGGUGUCUUGGCGGCAGCGACAUGGCGAGAACUGACGGAGCAAGAGGAAGGGAGUGAGGGUAGCGAUGAAUAG
Molecule: messenger RNA, 1212 nt
Organism: Saitoella complicata NRRL Y-17804
Lineage: Eukaryota; Fungi; Ascomycota; Saitoellomycetes; Saitoellales; Saitoellaceae
Exons: 5
Coding region: 1-1212 (403 amino acids)
Source: RefSeq, a predicted model, not a curated record